AUGUACAUACAAAGAAGACGAGAAAAGCACACUAAAAAGAGGAAAAAAUAUUUGGUAAGGAAGGUGAGGGAGUUGGUGAGGUUGUUGGCUGUAGUUGUGGUUAUUCCCUUUGACGGUGGGGUGAAUCAUAUUCUAAAGAAGUUCAGUAAGAUUUCGAAGAUGGAGCAAAAUAACAAGAUGGUGAACCAAGAAGCUUUCUCUAGAAAAAGGAUCAAAGUAGAGAGUGAGCAAGUGAAAAAGCUGAGGAAAGAGAAUCGCGAGAAGGAGUUAACCCAACUCAUGUACUUCAAUUUAUCGGGUAAGGCUAAUCUUGUUGGCUUAUCUACUACAGAUUUAAAUGAUCUCGUUUGUAUCAUUGACAAGAAUUUGGAAGAAAUUAAUAAGUGGAUAGAUAUUAUUGCUGCCAAGAAUAAUAGUACCAACUCAACCACUCAAAUGGUGGUUGCGGCUAAGGUUGAGGCUUCUACAACGAAUGAGAAUUUCAACGAUGAAGAUGUGAAAGUUAAUGUCGUUAAUGACAAUAAUACUAAAAACUAAGUGUUAAUGGCAUAAUUUUGCAAAAUGGGAACAAGAUCUCCUUUAGAUUUAUGUCGUGAUGAAAUUUUAAGUUUUUAUUAGUUUUAACUAAAUAAAGUCGGUAUUUUAAUUUAUCUUCUGUCAUAAUUAUGUUUAAAAUAAUUUGGAGUAUUAGAUUUUAUGGUUAAGAAAUUGGAUUUUGUUUUGUGUUUGGUUCAAUAAAAAUAUCGAAAAAUUGAGUAGUUCUAAUAUA
Messenger RNA from Cannabis sativa, 769 nucleotides. RefSeq names its product agamous-like MADS-box protein AGL90. Bases 1 to 537 code for a protein of 178 amino acids. The record is from RefSeq and is a predicted model, not a curated record. The transcript is spliced from 2 exons. Lineage: Eukaryota; Viridiplantae; Streptophyta; Magnoliopsida; Rosales; Cannabaceae.